CGAAGAAAUCUUCCAAGCUUUUCUGCAAGGUUCUUCACUUCCAGUCACUCCCAAUAACCAUCGCAAAGUUUUUUAGCUGAUCAUCUCCUGAAUCUUGCUUUGGGUUUUUGUCUCUUAACAUGGCACCCCAUGGAGAGGCUAUCACUAGCACUUACACCAGGAGCAACAACUUCCCCAAGCCACCAAGACUCUCGAACGACAGCCUCCAUCGAACCAUAUCGGAUAUCUCUUUUCAACUCAUCAGCAAGGAAGUGCUUGAUUACAAAGAAGCAGCAGUAGCGGAUGAGAAACAGCUCCCACCCAUAUCCGAAGUCGAAGAUGCAAAGUGCGAGUGUUGCGGCAUGAGUGAAGAGUGCACGCCGGAGUACAUAGAGCGUGUGCGGAACAAGUUCUUGGGGAAAUGGAUCUGCGGGUUAUGUGCUGAGGCAGUGAAAGAAGAGAUGGAGAAAAAUGGAGGGAAGAUAGAGGAAGCUUUGAGUGCUCACAUGAAUACGUGUGCCCGGUUUAACAAGUUCGGGAGGGCUUAUCCAGCUUUGUUGACAGCUGAAGCCAUGAGGGAGAUUCUGAGGAAGGGUUCAAGAUUGGAAGGGAAAGGUAGUCUUAGGGCCAAAUCUAUUAGCCCUAGGGAUACUAGAGGAGCUCAAAAGAAAGGUGGCAUCGCUAGGAGUUCCAGUUGCAUUCCAGCCAUUACAAGGGAGAUGAAUAACCUCACAGUAGCAAACUGAUUUGGCCCAAAUUAAGCCUUCGAUCGUUUCCCCUUUUUUAGCCUUCGGCAGGAAUUUCAAUCCCUCCUCCCUUAAGCUUUAGUAGCAAUUCUUUUUUCCAUGGACUCUCCUGUAUGGACCAAACUUUUUACUUGGAAAGUUUUUUGGGUUCGGUCCAAACUCCCUCUUAUCCAUGAAAUCAACUCAAGGAGUAUUAUUUUUCUAUCCUUGGUUGAUUCGUAUAACUAAUUGCCUUUCUCGCUUUAGAUUUUAAUCCUUUUUUAUAGGAGGGCAGAAAACUCUUCCUGCUUUUUAUCUCCCAUUUCCAGGGAUAUGUUUCUUAGGACCAAAAAGUUAACCACCUUCUAGCUAGCUAGGGUUUUUUGUGCUAUACCUUGGUUCAAAUGCUUCCUUUGUUUCCAUCCCUUUUCUCUUUCCCCCGCAUAUGCUGCUAGUUUUAUUUUUGUACAGUAGUUCAGCUAUUGUCAAUGUGAAUUCUAGCUCACCAUUUGUAAUCGCUAGGGUAAAAGAGCUAACUAGGUUUAGUCGUUGAAUAAUGUUUGUGGAGGAGAGAUGGCAUCCUUUGCUCCUUCAUUUCACUCUAACCACAAGCUCUCUGUUAUAUUUCUAGCAGCAAGCAGUUGAAACUCAUUUUUAUGUACUAAAUCCAUGUAUAUGGAGGUAUAUAUAUGUAUUGUUUAA
This is a messenger RNA of Theobroma umbraticum, 1406 nucleotides long. RefSeq names its product CASP-like protein (DUF1677). NCBI's taxonomy places the organism in Eukaryota, Viridiplantae, Streptophyta, Magnoliopsida, Malvales, Malvaceae. The record is from RefSeq and is a predicted model, not a curated record.